Messenger RNA from Lathyrus oleraceus (garden pea), 2354 nucleotides. Its product is annotated as methylenetetrahydrofolate reductase 2. Gene Ontology annotation, biological process: tetrahydrofolate interconversion. The coding region runs from base 231 to 2018 and encodes 595 amino acids. Lineage: Eukaryota; Viridiplantae; Streptophyta; Magnoliopsida; Fabales; Fabaceae. The transcript is spliced from 12 exons. Gene Ontology annotation, molecular function: FAD binding; methylenetetrahydrofolate reductase [NAD(P)H] activity. The record is from RefSeq and is a predicted model, not a curated record. Gene Ontology annotation, cellular component: cytosol.
UAUGACACAAAAUUUGAAUCCAUAACUCAGAUUAACGAGGUUAGUAGUAGCCGGUAAGCCAGUGCCACCAACCACCAUUUCUCUCAGUCACACAGAUCUACAUUCUUCAUCUAUAAAUAACCACAAUACACUUCCUCACAUUCCGCGCUUCGCUUCUUCCUUCUUUCUCCUCCUAACCUCACAUUCUUCAUUCCCAACCAAUAGGAGAGAUUUAUAGAUAAACGAUAAAAAUGAAGGUAAUAGAUAAAAUUCAAGGAUCUGCGGCGGAUCCGAACAGAGUAGUUUUCUCGUUCGAGUUUUUUCCGCCGAAAACCGAAGAUGGAGUUGAUAAUUUGUUUGAGAGAAUGGACAGAAUGGUUGCUCAUAAUCCUUCAUUUUGUGAUAUCACUUGGGGUGCUGGAGGAACAACUGCUGAUCUGACGUUGGAAAUUGCCAACAAGAUGCAGAAUAUUAUUUGUGUUGAGACUAUGAUGCAUCUUACUUGCACUAAUAUGCCUGUGGAUAAGAUUGAUCAUGCUCUUGAGACUAUUAAGGGUAAUGGGAUUCAGAAUGUGCUUGCUCUCCGUGGAGAUCCGCCUCAUGGGCAGGAGAAGUUCGUUCAGGCUGAAGGUGGAUUUGCUUGCGCGCGUGAUUUGGUAAAACAUAUCAAAAGCAAAUACGGCGACUACUUUGGCAUUACUGUUGCUGGUUAUCCAGAGGCACAUCCAGAUGUUAUAGGAAAUGAUGGGUUGGCUCCACUGGAAGGUUAUCAAAGUGAUCUUGCUUACUUGAAGAGCAAGGUUGAUGCUGGAGCCGAUUUGAUUGUCACCCAGUUAUUUUAUGACACUGAUAUAUUCCUCAAAUUUGUGAACGAUUGUCGCCAAAUUGGAAUAACUUGUCCUAUUGUGCCUGGAAUUAUGCCCAUUAACAAUUACAAGGGCUUUAUCCGCAUGACUGGUUUUUGUAAAACAAAGAUACCUGCUGAGAUAAUGGCUGCUUUAGAGCCAAUCAAGGACAAUGAAGAAGCUGUCAAGGCUUAUGGAAUACACCUGGGAAUUGAAAUGUGCAAAAAAAUUAUGGCUCAUGGAAUUAAGACAGUGCAUCUUUACACGCUAAAUAUGGAGAAAUCGGCAUUGGCGAUACUAAUGGGCCUUGGCUUAAUUGAAGAAUCCAAAAUUUCUAGAUCCUUACCUUGGAGACGCCCUACAAAUGUUUUCCGUAUUAAAGAAGAUGUCCGCCCAAUAUUUUGGGCAAAUCGUCCAAAAAGCUACAUAUCCAGGACCAUAGGAUGGGAUCAAUACCCACAUGGGCGUUGGGGUGAUUCCGGUAACCCUUCAUAUGGCGCAUUAACUGACUAUCAGUUUUUGCGGCCACGUGCAAAGGACAAGAAGCUUAUUGAAGAAUGGGCAGUUCCCUUGAAAAGCGUUGAAGAUAUUUAUGAGAGAUUCAGACUGUUUUGCCUGGGAAAGUUGAGAACCAAUCCUUGGUCAGAACUUGAUGGUCUUCAGCCAGAGACAAAGAUCAUAAACGAGCACCUGGAGAAGAUUAACACGAAGGGCUUCCUUACCAUUAAUAGCCAGCCAGCAGUCAACGGCGAAAAGUCAGAUUCUCCUACUGUAGGCUGGGGUGGACCUGGUGGGUAUGUUUACCAGAAGGCAUACUUAGAGUUCUUCUGCUCUAAGGAAAAACUGGAUGCACUUAUCGAGAAAUGCAAGGAUCGCCCAUUCCUAACAUAUAUGGCUGUGAAUAAAGAAGGGGUUUGGAAAUCUAAUGUGGGUCAAACAGAUGUGAAUGCUGUGACAUGGGGGGUCUUCGCAGCUAAGCAAAUAUCCCAACCAACCGUUGUAGAUUCUGUCAGCUUCCACUCAUGGAAGGAUGAGGCAUUUGAAAGUUGGUAUAGAGGAUGGGCAAGCUUGUACCCUGAGGCCGACGCAUCCAGGAAAUUAGUUGAAGAGGUGGGAAGCAGCUACUUCUUGGUCAGUUUGGUGGACAAUGAUUAUGUCAAUGGUGAUAUUUUUGGUGUGUUUGCUGAUUUCUGAAACGAGUGUCUUACUAUAUUAGUUCUUUAUCGAAGGAAGUUCUGCUGCUUUGAGUUUUUUACCUUCUUUUCUUUCUUCCCUUAAACGUGAUUAUUCAUACUAUAUAUGAUUGUAUGUUGAAGUGGCAAAUGAAUUGUCUGAACAUAUGGCAACAUCUUAACUUUGUCAUGUUUCAGAGUCUCAUGAGUAGUCUGUAAUUUCAUAAAAUCGCAUUUAUGUUGACUUGAAAACAAGUCACUUAUUCCUCUGAAUUUGAUUGUUGUAUGAGACCGAAUAUUUAUUUAUAAAUAUAUGUGUGGAAGUAGAAAUAGAAAACUGAAGUCUUAUGUAUUGCAA